GAGUUCAAGGUGUCGAAUAUAAAAUCGGAUUUAUUUCUUUUGUUGAUAUUUUCUCUGAUUCUUUUGUUUUGAAGACGAAAUUUGACAAAACGAAUCGUAUUUUUUUCAACGUUGGGCCAGCAUGAAAAAGGAGUGUGCACUUGUAUUGGCCGGCAAUUAAAUUCAGUGAAGAAAUUAUGUAAAAUCUUUGAGAGAUUGUAUAUUCAUAGUAUUGUCUGUGAAUGAUAUGAAUUCAUGCAAAUCUGUGCGCAAAAAAAGGGGGCAGACACGUAAUCGAAAAAUUCAUUCUAUCCGUGUGCAAUGCUCACGAUGACAGAACCCAUAUAAUUUAUUAUUUUCUUUUUGUUACGACCUUGUUUGAGUUCUGUUUUGUUUUUUCUUUGUUGUUUAUUUCUUACAAACAUACAUAAACACGCACACAAACACGCCCAGUGUGUGUAAUUUCUCUGUUCAUUCGAUAUUCAAUUAAAAUCGAUAGAAAGAACAACAAAAGAGCUCCAACGCCACAGUAAACUGAAUGCACUCGAAAAUAUUUGGAGUGCAAUUUUUCGAAGUUUUAAAUGAGAUCAUCGGUUAGUUAUAUGUUGUCGCAUGGUUCGGGUGAGCCAAGUAUGUCACAUCCAGACUAUGAACAACAAGCUCACCAUCACUCAUGUCUGUUGAUUUUAAUUCGCGGCAUUGGACCGUCAAAGCCACGUUCACUGCAAAAAAUAUUUGAACGAAUCCAACUAGUGAAUAAUGUCAAAAUAAAAGAUUCGUCGGGUAGUACGCGAGAUAUUUGGGUUCGAUAUGUUCGUGACUAUCCCGUGGAGAAUAAUGAAUGGGGUGAUUUUCAAACGCAUCGACGGCUGCUCGGUUUGAUAACGGUGGGAAAGUUUGAUUCACAAACAGAAUUGAAUGAAAUGUGUCGCGUUCAUGAAUCACUCAAAGUAAAAUACACCAAUACAUUGUUCGAUUCGCGUUGUGUACUAUUUGCAUCCGCGCAAAAUGCCAAAAAUGAUGCAAACCCCACCGAAGACAAUGAAGAUCCAGUGUUAUUGAGUACCGGCUUGGAUGAUUUGCCGGAAAGUGUUAGUGAUACAAAAUUUAACUCAAAAGACAAUGAGAAUACUCAACAAUCAAUAAAUGAUGAUUCAUACGAUAGUAAAAUACUGAAAAAUUCAUAUACAACACCAACAAAUUUCAAAAGCAAUGUCACCUUUUACGCUGAAAAUGGUCAAUGCGUUGAUCUGGAAUCAUUCAUAACCGAUUUCAUAAAUUCGUUGUUUUGGAUAUUGGAGAAAAAGCGUUUGGAUCGAUCGCAUGAGAAACUGGAUAAAGUGCCAUUGUUAUUGGCGCCAUUCGAGAAAAAAGACUUCAUCGGCUUGGACAUGGACACACGAAAUAUGCGAAAGCGUUGUGUUGGCCGUGUAACAAAAAAUUUGGCAGAUUUAACAUUACAAGCCGGCCUUGUGGCCGAAAGUUUAAAUCUAUUUCAUGCGGCUUGUGAAACAUUGCGCGCCAUAAGCGAUUCAUUGUGGCUAGGUGCGGCCAAUGAAGGUUUAUGUGCUGCAUCCGCUAUUUUACUGUAUCCACACGUACGAUAUACAAUGUCAUUUCAACGGAAUGCUAGUCUGCAAGAGAAUUCAGCGCAAAAAUUGAGCAUAGCACGUUCGACGAGUCAAAGUCAAGAGAAUUUAUCCGAACAAAUACUCAAUAAAAAAUCAAAUUUGGCCAUCACCUUGGAAACAGACGCUUCACUAAAAGUUAACAAUUUGGCAACGCUCACAUCGUCAUCGUCAACGUCAUCGGCAUCAUCGGUUACGUCGACGGUUUCCGGUUCAUCGACGGGCAGUUCACCAUUGUCAACCAAUCACACCGUUUCCAUUGAUAAAUUGCAAAGCAAUAAUAAUAAUCCAUCGAAUAUUUUGCAGCCAAGUGAUUUUGUGGCCAGAUAUCGUGAAGCGAUCAUUAACUACAGCAAAUAUCGACAUGCUGGUAUUAUUGAGACUGAAGCAGCAUUAAAAGCGGCCCGAAUUUGCAUUGAACAAAAUCGAUAUUUGGAUGUGGCCGUAUUCUUACAAAAUGUAUUGUACAUUAAUUUGAAUUUGACCGAACAAGAGCGUGUACAACGAUUUGAAGUGUUGACCGAACUCUAUCAACGUAUUGGAUUCAUGCGAAAAGCAGCAUUUUGCCAACGGCUGGCAUCAUGGAGACAUGUUGCGCAGAGCAACACAAAUCCCGACUGGAAUCGAAGCUAUCGGCUUAUGUUGGAAAGCUUUCCGGGUCAUAAAUUGUCGCUAGAUCCACUGGAGGUGAUUGAAAAUAACGCUGGAUGGAAGUGUUUACAAAUCGAUUUAUUGCAACAACUUGUUGCCGCCGCACGAAGAAUCGGACAUUCAGCACUUGCAACACGACACAUGACCUUUUUAUUACAAACAAUGUGGCCGCAUUUAUCGUCAAAUGAACAAAAGGAAUACUCAUCACAACUUCAGAGCCUGAGUGCACAGUGUGAAGGAGCUCCCGUUCCGCUUGUGUUAGAAGAUGGUACCGUCAUUCCGCCUGCAAAUCUCACCGAUUUGCCAUUUUGCCAGCAGUUGCGAGUAAAAAAUCUACCAGCAUAUUUGCGUCCGCAUAAAAUUAGUACAGCCAAAGUUGACACAGGACCAUUUCUAUUUACGCCCAUACAUUUCAAUUCGAUUGACCGUCGAUCAAAGAAAAAUGACGGCAAAAUAUCAUUCCAAUGGGUUCAAAAUGAAAUGUGUGAUGUUUCGGUCACAUUGAAAAAUCCGCUUCCAUUUGAAUUGCAAGUGUUCGAUAUGCGUCUCUUGACAAAUGGCAUAGUAUUCGAAUCGCUUCCUGAAACAACCACACUGUCAGCACUUUCAGCAUCAACAAUCACAUUACGAGGUACACCCAUUGAGCAUGGUUCACUCGAAAUACUCGGUUACAGUACGCAUACGUUGGGUGUCAAAUCGAAUUGCCGGUUAAAGCAUAUGAAUCGAGAUCGUGAUCGUUUAUCGCAAUUUCCACCAUCAUUCCACGUAGAAAUAAUUCCGGCUCUUCCUCGGCUUGAAAUAAAGACAUCGUGUCUGCCAAUGGACACAUUGGCAUGUAUCACACAAACCGACAACAUUAUCACAUCGACCAAUAUUUCAUUGUACUGCGGCGAAACGACUGAAUGCACAUUAACAUUACUAAAUUGUAGCAACAUAGCAAUAGAGCAUCUUGAAGAAACAAUGCAUUCAUCUUUGGAUGCAAAAACACAAGAUUUAGUAUUUUCAUGGUCAUCAAAAGAGAUUCAAUCACAAUUGCCGCUUAAGCCAAAUCAAUCGCUGAAAUUUAAAUUGAAAAUCGUUGGUUAUGCUGAUUUUUUGGGACCAAUAAAUAUAGGCAGUACAGUAAAUGCACCGUCGCUCAUGUCAUCAUCACAACACAACGGUGGGCAAAUAACAACCGAUGCCCAAUAUAACAGUUUGACCGGUGGCAUGAGUGCACUUUCGAUAUCGGGCCAUACGAGUUUGCCAAGUCGCAUGGGAUCACCCAUUAAUUUGCCAAAAAGAAACGAACUUAAUUCAAGCUUCAGAUCGAAAACACAUUCGGGACAUUCAUCGCUAGUCACAUACAGUCAAGGUGCUUCUGGAUCGAAUGCACGCCAACUAGAGGCACAAUUUCGAUUUCGCUAUUCGGGCGGCGAAGGAUUCGAAAAGGGUCAUUGCCGUAACUGUGCCGUACUGUUUAAUUUGGAAUUUUUGUCUAGUGUUCAAAUUACCAACUGGGACGUAUUGCCGGCUGAAACAUCGUCACAAUUCUAUUUAGUUUUGGAUGUGAAUAAUUUGACGGCUCAAGAAAUGAUGCUUAACUAUACGACGAAUAAAAAUAUCGUUAUUGAAGCACGAGAGAGUUGUCGUGUACCUGUCCCCGUUGAACGAUGUCCACUAUUUAGGCGCGAUCAACAUCUAGAAAAUGAUAACGAUCAAACAAAUUUUCAUGUGUAUAAAAGCGAUGCGGACCUUAUGCAACAAUUCUGUUCGAAACACAUAUCUGAUUCAGUGCAAUUGAACUGGUCACUUCUUGGAACGGAAAUUAUGGGCACAGCAUCGCUGCGUGGUAUCACAUUAUCAUCGGCCAUGUUAAGCAUCAUCACUGUUGCCCCGCUUAAAUGGAAUGUUACAAUAAAUGGUAAGGAAAUGCCAGCAAUAUCAGAAAUCUCAUGUGCAACCGGCCAAAGCAUUCCGCUUCAUAUCGAUAUAGAGAAUCAAUCGCUGACCGAGCUAACGGAUUUGACGUUAUCCAUACAAUUCUACCAAGAUUACCAGAAUGGCACGUCAAAAUAUCAACUGGAAACUAGAGUCGCAUUAUCUGGACCGAAUAAUAUUCAUAUCAAAUCGUUAAAAGUCAAUGAGAAAGUGUCGCAUGAAUGUUCGGCAAUUUUCUUUACGGCUGGCCGUUUUAAAACAAACAUUGAAUGCAGUCAUGUGGGUUCGAUGACAACUGACGAACAUCAUUCAAUGAAUGCACUAGCCCAAACGUAUGCCUUAAAUAUGGAUGGUGAACAAAUUGACUCACAGGUGUGGCGAUACAUUCCAGCGCCUGAAAUCACCGUGAUCGAACACACUUAAAAUGCAAUAUGCACUUUUUGAUAUGCACACAAUCCACAAAACUCAAGAAGAGAGAUCGAAUUGAACAAAAUCGAAUACAUAGAAAGAGAUCUAGACAAAUUUAAUAUGUUCUAAAAACACAAAAUAAAAUGAGAUUGAUGUACUGAGGAAGAGCAUCUCUCUCAAAAUAAAUGUUUCAUAUUCAAUAAUAAUGUACAUAAUUAUAUAUGUGUCACAUCAUUAUAUUAUUAUUAAUAUCAGUUCGUUUUUAUUUAUGAAUUAUAAUAAAAUUAUUAUUAUUAUUAGCAAUAAUUCAAUGGAGCACAGCAUUCCGAAAGGAAACAAAAUAAAUUCUCUACAUAUGUUAUUUGA
Messenger RNA from Contarinia nasturtii (swede midge), 4952 nucleotides. RefSeq names its product protein brunelleschi (gene brun). The coding region runs from base 561 to 4601 and encodes 1346 amino acids. Gene Ontology annotation, cellular component: trans-Golgi network. The record is from RefSeq and is a predicted model, not a curated record. The transcript has 9 exons. Lineage: Eukaryota; Metazoa; Arthropoda; Insecta; Diptera; Cecidomyiidae.